CUUGCUGGUAAAUCCCCACUAGAAGAGGCAAUCGUUGACUCCCUUGCGGAUCAGUAUGCAGAUUAUCGCGUUGAGAUCAAGCCAUGGUGGAGAACUGUUAUUGGAGAAAGUGAGGGUGAUGUGGUAAGUUUAAAACGGCAUGAUUAUCUGAGCUUCUUGCUUGAGCAGCUGAAGAUAGAUGUCGUCCUUCCCGCUCGCGACAAAUUUCUUGGUUUCAUCACCAAAUUUCUUAAAGAAAACAAAUCUGGGUUCCUGGUUGGCGACUCGGUCACUUGGGUAGAUGUGUUGAUAUCUGAACAUUGCGCCACUAUGGUAGAAUCCUUCAUACCAGAAUUUCUUGACGGCUAUCCUGAAGUAAAGAACCAUAUAGAAAAGGUUCGGGCCAUUCCUAAUUUGAAGAAAUGGAUCGAGACAAGGCCAAAAACUAAGUUUUGAUU
Molecule: messenger RNA, 437 nt
Organism: Strongylus vulgaris
Lineage: Eukaryota; Metazoa; Nematoda; Chromadorea; Rhabditida; Strongylidae
Source: the annotation of a GenBank genome assembly